GUGCUUUCAGGCCUUACGCAUGGCCAGAGAAGGCGCGGUAGGCCCAAUUUGAGAUGGUGUGAUGACUGCUAGAACGGCCAAUUAAUGUCGUGUUAUAAUCGUGGAGUUAUUAAUCUCUCAGAACUUGCCUAAUACCCUUUGCCUUUGGCGACGACUUAAAAACAUGUAUGCGAGCGGAGUUAGAGGUCUGUAUAACGUGAUUGUCUGAACAGAAGAUCCUAUUUCCAUGCACCACAACCAUCACUAUGUCACAAAAUAUUUGCACACGCGGGAAAUUCCUCCGGUUGACUUCGUUACCCUACAUAUGGCUCACAAUCAACAAUAACAUAACCCUGCGUCUCCAGCAGUCGUCAGGUGCACUGCGAGCACGUGGUUCCGCUGCAGUCCGUUUUGUUUGUUUUGCUGCUACGAAAUUUCCAUAGCAACGCGUUCUUUGUAGCUUCGUACCGGUUGCUAUGGACAACCUUUUUCUUCGCUUCUUCGCUACCACGGUUGCCAUAUUUACAAUCGCUCAACAACAAAACAUUUUGAAGCUUCCUACCAGCUUGCCAGUACAGGACGCGCUUCCUUCUGAACAUACUUUCAUCAGUGAAAAUAUCCUUUAAAACAAUGCUUUUUCGUGCGAAAGUGUAGUGAAGGUGUCGCUGCAGCAGUAUGGAAUUGAGUUUGUAUGGUUCGCAGAUUAACCUGGCAACGCGCGAGAAAACCACCACAAAUCAAUACCGAGAGCGGCCAGGAUCCGCCCUGCAACAUCCAACCCGUCCCUGUUCAGCGGCCGCAGCGCACAUAAGGCGUCCGCUGUCGGCGGACAGUACCCAGUAUCGCUACCGGAAGCGGCCAUCUUCCAGCGGAAGUGCAGUGGACGUACCACGGCAAGCUACGUCACCGUUCCACCAGCGAAGCACGUCCUCGUCUAGUUUGCUGCUGAAGAGUCUUCUAGCAGAGCCGAUCCCUCGUUACUGGGAGUCAAAGUCACUGGCACGAUCAACGCAGAGCGCUUCAACGCGCGGUUCUUCCAGUGCGGAACGCAUUCGGCAACAUAAGCGACAUCAAACAUUGGCAACGGACAGCAGCACACGGCCCGUGUUGAAGACGAAAACGCGAAAGCGAUCGGAGAGUGGUUGUGCAGCCAAGAGAAGCAAACAGAAGGCGAACAACGAUCGCCGAAGACGGCGUGAUAGCACCGAAGAGGAAGAUCCUGAUCGAGACGAGGCGGAAAGCACGAUGGACGAAAUGGAGGACACGCAGGAGUCGAACAAUGAGGCAGAGCUGGAAGGCAUCUGGCGAGGCAAACCGUCGGCGGGAAGUAAUCGUGAGGAUAAGAAACGAUCACCACCGCUACCGAUGGUAGCGUUGCCUCUUAACAGGAAAGCUGUGGAAAUCAGUUCCUGCGGUGGUUUGAAGAAGAACAAUACGUCUCCGGAGAAGCAAUCGCGCAAGGUCGAUCUUCCUGGCAGGGUGUCCUUCAGCUCGAACGAACCGUACGAGAUUGAUUACAGCGAUUUUGAGGAGAACGAGUUCGGUUGCUCGAAGGAAGCUCAAUCCAAGCAAGCGGGAAAAGGCAAAGAUCCUUACAGCAAGAAACCAUCGUUCUCUAGCUCACUGUACGACGAACGGAUGUUCCAGGAGAAAUCCCUCAUGGAGGAAGUUUCGGUGAAGUUUGGAAGCGUAAAGUUUGAGGAAGACCUUACGACGAGCUCGGGCUACGAAACCAAAUGUGAUGAAAGUGCAAAAGCAACCAUGAGAAAGCGGACAUCAACGGUUGCGUCUCCAUCGCCGGUCAGUGAUGUGCGAGAGUCUAACAAAAUCAUUGAAGAGUAUAAGAAGGAGAUAGAGGAUCUGAACCGACGGCACGACAUGGAACUACGGAUGGCCGUUCGAGAUGUGGAAGAUGUGUCGUUGCCUUCAAAGCCUUACGAUCCCAAGUGUUUCACACCCUCAGACACACCGGAAGAUCUGUUUGCCAAUUCGGUGUCUACCAAGGCGGUCGAGAGCACCACGGAAGAUACGGACGCGGAGUUGGAUCGUGCUCCAUGUCGUUCGACCGGCUUGCUGGAGAAAAACGUCAUCAAUGAGUACUACGAGUGCAUCAACGAGAUCAUCACAGAACAGUCCCCUUCGAGACGGUCCCAGAAUCGACAUACGCUUCCAGCGCUGGGUGGAUGUUCCGACGAAAAGGAGGACACAAUACAGCACAACUUAAACAAUGAAUGUACUAAGAGUGCCCCGAAGGAUAAACAGUUUGCGUCGGGUGUGGUAACGGCUGGGAAGAGCAAAUCCUCCAACGCGGAUAAGAACCGGCUGGAUUCGAGCUCCAACCCAGUGAUCAAGAAUUACUUCAAGGUGAAGGAACAGAACAUUGUGAGUGCGAGUGCAAGCAGCUUGGCGAGCGGAAGCGGUAGCAGCACUACCGGCAGCAAGUCAGGACACUCGAAAAACUCUCUCGCGUCCAAGAAAAAUGGCAAAGAAAAGCCAAAGUCAGCCGACGCACACAAGUCUAUUCUGAGGAAUUCGAAAAAGCAGAACAAUAGCGUUGGUACGGGCGGGAGCGGUAGUGCUGGAUCGGGGAAGUUCACGUCUGCGCUGUGUCGAGAAGAUAGCAACAUAUCCGAGUUUCAUAUGGACAAGGUUGUGAGUUGGAUGUCGUGCAAUGAGGAUACGUUUCCGACGAUACCGGACGUUCCUGUGCUGGACGAUGUGGGUAGUGACGGGCAGCAGCAGCGUGUCAAGUGUCCUGAGGAUAGUUCUACCAUAGCUAGGCAAGACUCGAUUGAGCGAUCUCCCAGCUAUGGCGUCAGCUUCCCAGACAGUGUAUCCAGACCGAGAACUGAACCGCCGGAGGAGAUAGUUAGCAGUGUACAGUCUAACUACGACGACGAGUCCGUUGUGAGUGGUAGUGCCAAACAAAAGUCGGAUUUUCAAGCACUCAAAACUGAGGUCGAGUACCGGCUAAGCAACAUACUGGACUGCACCGAUUCUCAGGUCAGCUCCGGCUGUGAGGGUGAACCGUCUGAGCAGCCAGCGAAGGGCAAGGUAAAAGAUCUCUUCUCGUACCUCGAUCAGGUUGAGCUGAAGUGUGAGAAGGGCGCAUUCAAGGGAGCUACUGGUUCUGCGCCAGUCUUACCCUCAGAAUCCGAUCGUUCUGAGCUGGAUUUUGCUGCCGAACCAGACUACAUUGAAGCAGUGCCGAAAAUGAACGACCUGCUGGAGCUUCCGCCACAUCAGCUAGCCCGAAGGGUAAUCAAACUAUCGCUUCGCGCCAACGAACUAAGCAACGCUAUGCAGCUGUCCAAAAAUCACAUCGCCACCGUGCGAGCGGACAAAGCGAAAGCGAUCCGGACGGAGAAGUGUGCCCUGCAGGGUAAGCUGAAGGAGCAGAAGAAACACUACGAGGACAUCAUUGGGAGGCAUCAAGAAUUUAUCGACCAACUGAUCAAGGACAAAUCGGGCCUAUGUGAUAAGGUGACGCAGCUUACGCGCCGCCUAGACUCUCAAAACCAAAGCUGGGAGCACCGGUUAAAGACGGAGCUGGAACGCGCACGUGAUACGGCGCUCGCCGCCGAAAAGAUUCGCCGCGAGAAGUGGGUGCGUGAAAACACGAAGAAAAUCAAGGAGCUCACCGUGAAGGGGUUGGAGCUGGAGAUUAACAAAAUGACCGCCACCCAUCAGAAGGAAAUUGGUGAGCUGAAGCGGCAGCACAAGGACGAGCUGCUGUGUGCCCUCGAGGAGCUUAAGCUGCAGUACGAACAGAAGGAGGCGGACGUUCGGCAGGGGCUGGUAAAGGAACGGGAAACGACGAUCGAACGCGAACGUCAAGCGCUGCUGGAGCGGUUCGAUCGCCAAGUGUCCGAGGAGCGAAACAUUUUCGAACAGCAGCGUCAGCACCUGCUGAGCGAGUUCGAUCUCGAGAAGGAGCGGCUGCAGAAGGAGGCGGCCCGCAAGGCACAGUACGCCGACUCGCAGCUGGAAGAUCUGAAGCGCGAGAACGCGAAAAAUCUCGACUUUGCCCAGAAAGAGUAUGUGCAGAUGCUGAAGCAGCGGGAGGCGAAGCAUCAGGACGAGCUGGAGAAGCUGCAGAAACAGUUCGAGUCGGACUUUGCGAUCUGGAAGCGUGAGCACGAGCGCAAGUCGAAGGUGGAGUUGGAGCAGCGUGAAAAUGAGAUCCGCUCCCAGUGUCGCACGGAGCGGGAUCAGCAAAUCGAUCGCAUCGUGGCGAAGGUGGAUGCCGAAACGCAAAAGUAUCAGCAAGAGUUCGAUGCCAAAAUGAGUCGCCUGAAGGAGAAACAUGACGCAGAGCAGAAGGAAGCGGAAGCCUCGGAAGCGUUGAUGAAGCAAAAGUAUCAAGAUGCGCGUGUCAAGUUGGCUGAGGCCGAGGCGACGAUACAGAAUAUGAAGGCGACGGCUAAGCAGACCGAAAUACAGCUUAACCACGCGAAGAAGCUCUGUGACGAUUUGCUGCGGGAGAAGGAAACGAUGCGCGACGAGGCACGCCGCGAGGUGCAGAAGGACAUGACGAACAUGCAACGGGAACGGGAACGUGAAAUCGAACGAAUUUAUUUCAGGGUGCAACAAGCUAUCGAAAAGAAGGACGCAUCUAUAGCGGCUCUGCAAAAGGAAAUGACCGGACUAAAGGAGCGUUGCUUGAAACAGGACGCCAUCAUACGGCAGCAGCGGAUGGAUUAUUGUACAAAGUAGGAACGCCUGAACCCCC
Anopheles stephensi (Asian malaria mosquito) is the source of this 4711-nucleotide messenger RNA. It is a transcript of the gene dila, whose product is annotated as centrosomal protein of 131 kDa. The coding region runs from base 655 to 4695 and encodes 1346 amino acids. Gene Ontology annotation, biological process: intraciliary transport involved in cilium assembly; cilium assembly; regulation of centrosome duplication. The transcript is spliced from 6 exons. NCBI's taxonomy places the organism in Eukaryota, Metazoa, Arthropoda, Insecta, Diptera, Culicidae. The record is from RefSeq and is a predicted model, not a curated record. Gene Ontology annotation, cellular component: centriolar satellite.